AUGUGUUGUGUUGUACUCGUCGGAACUUGGCUUAUGGAGUCAAGAAUUGUUGAUGGGUUUGAUAUUUCCGUGGCUAAUGGCACAAGUGAGUGUAGGUUUUAUGAUGAUUGUGCUGGAAAGGAAUUGAAGGCGUCGUCAACGGCACUGCCGCAUACAGGAAGGGAUGAAGAAGUAGACGAGAGCAUCCUUCCUACUAUUAGCACAAGGAAUGGAGAAGACCAACGAGAUGAGGUUAUAUUGUACUUGCAAAAAGACAACAUUCGACUUGAAGAGGAGCUAAGGCUUGCACAUGACCAAUUAGAGUAUUAUUUAAGAGAAUUGAACUAUAAAGCAAAGUCACAGCAGAUUUUGGAGAGUAAACUGAAGAAUGUGACACAACAGAACAACAAUUUGUUGGCGGAAUUGGCUCGGUUUGAAGCUGCGAGGGCCUUUGUUGAAAACCAGAGUGAUGAUGGGCGUCGUGUUGUUGCGUUGCAAGAGCGUUUAUCUGAGGUAGAACAAAGCAGCCGGGAGAUGAGGGAGCAACUGUACGACGAACUUCGAAUAGCAGAAACGAAACUCUCGAUUGCUGAUGAUACUAUUCGUAUGAAUGAGGAACGCAUAGUAGAGCUGGAAAAAAGUUCUGAUGAAUGGCGCAGAAGAUUUGAAGAGAUAGGCCAAGAAAAUGAGGCGCUUGUGAGAGCUAAUGGGGAAGUCCAAAAUCUAGAAAUUGCAAUUGGUGAAAUUAAAGAGGAAAAACAGCUGCUUUACCAGAAGUUAAACGAACUGCUUGAUGAAAAGCGGCAGUUGGCUGAUGCCAGGGAUCAUCUGUCAAAUCGGAUAAACGACGCUGAAGCUCUGAACGCAAAAAUGCAAGCCAGAGUACGGCAGCUUAAUGAGUCAUUUAAUGCAAACGUUAUGAAGUUGGUUGAAAGGGAAAAUCUUGUAAAAGAACUAAAUAGCCGCGUAGAAGAGGUUGUAUUAGUUCCUAUACCAAUAAUCAAUUUGAUGAACGUAUUUUUUCAGGAAAAUGCUUCAAUACCUGAACAAUGUUUGUCAUGUGCUGUUGGCGUCACAAAUAACAUUGAACCAAGAGAGGAUUCAUCAAGGUGCACCGGAAACACUUAUAUGCUUUCAGGAGACGCACAGAAAAUUGAGAUGGAGAAACUGCAUAUUAUGCAUGGAUAUGACGAGACCAAGUCUUCAGUGACUGAUAAGCCGAAAUUUGCAGAUUUUUUGCGGUUUAAACGGUUUAUUCAUUUUUUGCCUCAUCGAAGACGAUCAUUAAAAUUGUAUUUACUUGUUCAUUCUUUGUGCGCUCGCAUUCUAGGUUUUAUGACUGAUCCAUCUCACUUCUAUAAGGUUGUACUGCAUAAUUUUAUAGUACCUUCAUAA
Molecule: messenger RNA, 1374 nt
Organism: Enterobius vermicularis (human pinworm)
Lineage: Eukaryota; Metazoa; Nematoda; Chromadorea; Rhabditida; Oxyuridae
Source: the annotation of a GenBank genome assembly